AUGUCCACGGGCAGGGAUACGCACGAGGAUGCACCUACAGUGCGUCCUCCAGCGGUGACUUGUAUCCGUACCUCUUCACUCCUCAACACUGGUAGAUCGCGCAAAGUGGCUGAACGGCAUACCGAGAAAAGUCCUACGCAUAGAGCCGAGGCUUCGCGAGAGGAGGUGCCGACGGUUGGCUCCGCGAGAGAAGCAACUGCUGUUGUGAAGGCGGAGCCUACUCGGCGGGAAGAGGCGAGCACAGCAUUAGUGAAGGAGGAAUGCUUGGGGCUACGAGGAGCAGUGGUAGUGCCAAGGAGAUAUGCCGGGCGAACACGUACCGGGGCCGUUGCCACUGAGUGUAAGACGGAACGAGUUAACGACCCGGUGAGAAUCAAGACCGAGCCGGAGGUGGCAUCUCCCCCGAGUUGUGAUUCGAUCGCCACUGUGAUGGGCUCGCUGGUGGUGUCUUCAUCGACGUGUUCUGAGAGGGGGUCCACAGUCUGCACUGGUAACGAUGUAGGGGACUCACUGGAGGAGGGGAGCAGGGAGGAUGGGGGAGUAGAGGAGGAGGGCAGGCAAGGUGACAGGAGAGCAGAGGAGGGCAGGCAAGGUGACAGGAGGGUAGAGGAGGAGGGCAGGCAAGGUGACAGGAGAGCAGAGGAGGGUAGGGAAGGUGAUGGGGGAGUAGAGGAGGGUAGGGAAGGUGACAGGAGGGGAGUAGAGGAGGGCAGGGAAGGUGAUGGGGGAGUAGAGGAGGAGGGCAGGCAAGGUGAUGGGGGAGUAGAGGAGGAGGGCAGGAAGGGUGAUGGGAAAUCAGAGGACGGCAAGGAAGGGGAAGAGGAUAGAGGCGAAGAUAAUAUGGAAGUAGAGGAGGAGGGCAGGGAUGAUGGAGGAGCAGAUGAGGAUAGAGGCGAAGAUAAUAUGGAAGUAGAGGAGGAGGAGGAGGGCAGGGAUGAUGGGAGAGCAGAUGAGAAUGGAGACGAAGAUGAUAUGGAAGUAGAGGAGGAGGGCAGCGGGGUCGACAAGGUUAUACUCGAGAAGGGUGGCGGUCCUAGAGUAGGGGAGAGUGGAGUUGAUGGGAGAGUGGAUGUUGGCGCCCCACCGAACACCAAGCCGGCAUCUGGCAUCAUCAUCACCAACACGACAGAGGCUACGUCAGCUCUGUUACCGGCUGAGGGGCAUGGUCUCGAGGGGGAGAGAGCUUCUCCCACGGGUCGUCCAAGCGGGGGAGGAGUCGAAGCCGAGGCCAACGCCGACGAUCACCUUCUUCUCAUCGACAUAGUCGCCAAUGCUCUGGAAGGAGGAGAAGUUCUUCACAUCAUCAGCAUUAUAACCGUCACCACCAGCAUACGCGGCACGGCAGGUCUGAUCAUACUAGAACAGCAUCAUCGAGCAGACGCGGGUACUCGAGAUGUGAGGGGAGAAGCGGUUGAACUCGGUGGCAGUACUCAAGCUGGGGGACAGGAGAAAACUGUGGUCGGUGAUAAGAGAGAUCGUGUUAGGAUUUCGACCAGUACUGCUGCAGUCGCCAAGACUUGUGGUAAGGGGAGCGAUAGCUGGUCUCGGACUGUGGUGCUGAACCCGCGGUAUAGCCGAACUGCUGUUGGUUCGGGUACCUCAACGAUGAGUGUUGGCACUACACAGGUAUUCGAUGGGCGUCAGGGUGGAUGGUCGGGCCCGUGGUCCAAUUCGUAUGCGCCCGCCUCGGCUUGUUACUCACGUAGUGGCGGUCCCUCGAGUGUGUACUCCAGCUUUGGUCGGUAUGCAUUCACUGAGAGAAUUCCUCCUCCUCCGCCUCCCCCUCCUCUGCCCCCUCCACCAGCCCCCCCUCAGUCGACCACCCGCUGGCCGCCGCCACCACGUGGGAACUCGGGUGAGUCCUUCAACCAUGAGUUCCAGAAGGGAGUCUUGGUCGCCACUGAGGCACUGAUAUACGCCUUUCACUUCUCUCAGGCAUCUCCCCAUCUCCUCAAUACUAUCGCUCCAGUAGGAGAUAUCCGUCAAGGAAUUAGCCGUAGAUGA
Messenger RNA from Perkinsus marinus ATCC 50983, 2004 nucleotides. RefSeq lists its product as hypothetical. Bases 1 to 2004 code for a protein of 667 amino acids. The transcript has 5 exons. The record is from RefSeq and is a predicted model, not a curated record. NCBI's taxonomy places the organism in Eukaryota, Perkinsozoa, Perkinsida, Perkinsidae.